GGCGACCCCGGCACGAGCGAGCGCCGUCUCCCCGGUGCGCAUGCUCACCCCUGCUGUGGGCUCGCCUUCUUUUUUUUUUUUUUUUUUUUUUUUCGGGCGGCCCCGGCGGCUGCGUACUGGCUGUGGGAUGGGAAGUGAAGCCCCAGCGAGCGGCAGCGGCGGGGCUGUGAGGAGCAGUCAGGGGGAGGCGGCGGCGGCAGCUAGUCGGUGAGCAGCUGAAAAGAGCGGAGCCGGGGAGGAGCACCUGCAGGCACGGGCGGUGGCUUCACCAUGGCGAUUCGCAAGAAAAGCACUAAGAGCCCCCCGGUCCUGAGCCACGAAUUCAUCCUGCAGAAUCACGCGGACAUCGUCUCCUGUGUGGCGAUGGUCUUCCUGCUGGGGCUCAUGUUCGAGAUAACAGCAAAAGCUUCUAUCAUUUUUGUUACUCUUCAGUACAAUGUUACCCUCCCUGCAACAGAAGAACAAGCUACUGAAUCAGCAUCCCUUUAUUACUAUGGUAUCAAAGAUUUGGCUACAGUUUUCUUCUACAUGCUAGUGGCGAUAAUUAUUCAUGCCAUAAUUCAAGAGUAUGUGUUGGAUAAAAUUAACAGGCGAAUGCACUUCUCCAAAACGAAACACAGCAAGUUUAAUGAAUCUGGUCAGCUUAGUGCAUUCUACCUUUUUUCUUGUAUUUGGGGCACAUUCAUUCUAAUAUCUGAAAACUACAUCUCAGACCCAACUAUCUUGUGGAGGGCUUAUCCCCAUAACCUGAUGACAUUUCAAAUGAAGUUUUUCUACAUAGCCCAGUUGGCUUACUGGUUUCAUGCUUUUCCUGAACUCUACUUCCAGAAAACCAAAAAAGAAGAUAUUCCUCGUCAGCUUGUCUACAUUGGUCUUUACCUCUUUCACAUUGCUGGAGCUUAUCUUUUAAACUUGAAUCAUCUAGGACUUGUUCUUCUGGUGCUACAUUAUUUUGUUGAAUUUCUUUUCCACAUUUCCCGCCUGUUUUAUUUUAGUGACGAAAAGUAUCAGAAAGGGUUUUCUCUGUGGGCAGUUCUAUUUGUUUUGGGAAGACUUCUGACUUUAAUUCUUUCAGUACUCACUGUUGGCUUUGGCCUUGCAAGAGCAGAGAAUCAGAAACUGGAUUUCAGUGCUGGGAACUUCAAUGUGUUAGCUGUAAGAAUUGCUGUCCUGGCAUCCAUUUGCAUUACCCAAGCAUUCAUGAUGUGGAAGUUCAUUAAUUUUCAGCUUCGGAGGUGGAGGGAACAUUCUACUUUUCAGGCACCUGCUGUGAAGAAGAAACCAACAGUGACUAAAGGCAGGUCUUCUAGAAAAGGAACAGAAAAUGGUGUAAAUGGAACAGUAACUUCAAAUGGAGCAGACUCCCCCCGUAAUAGAAAAGAGAAAUCUUCAUAAUGAAUUAUUAUCUAAUUGAUUAAUGUCCCCAAAGAAAUCUGCUUUUUACUAUAUCUUUCAGCACUAGAGAUUUUUUCUGUCCUUGAAAAUACAGUUUGUGCUCUUUGAUUCUUGCUAUUGUACUGUUUCAUGCAUUUUUUUAAAGGGCAUUUGAGGGAAGGAUGAUUACUAUGAGUGAGAAAAAUAUUUUAGCUUAGACUAAGCUACCUGCCUUCAAAAUAGUUUAGGGACCACCACCAUAUUUUAUUUUGUUUUUUACCUUUGAAUGUUUUUCUAAUGAUUUGGGAGAGAGAACUAUUUACAAAAAUUCUACAUAUCAGUGGUAAAAUUUCUUGCUCUCACCAAUUUUUUAUAUUAGCAAGAUGGCCUGUUCCAGCAAGGUCAUAUUUUUUAAGUUAUCUUUCAGGGUAAAAUGGAAAUACUAUAAAGUUGGAAGUCAAACUUUAAUAUGUUUUCAGUGUUCUCUAAUUUUUAGGAAUUUUUGUAGUCUUUACACCUGGGAAAAAAGAUUUGUAAAUUCACUAAAAUAAUUGUGUGCUUUAUUUUAUAGGUAAUGGUUGUUAAUGUUACAUCCCCAUUUAAAAAAAAGAAAACAUACUCUUGGUUACGAUGUGUGGAGAUUUAUUGCCAUAUAUAUUGAAUCAAAAUACAUGAACAUAAAAGUACCUGUGAAGUAAAAUCUUUCUUGUACAUUUUCAACACUUGUAAACUGGAAAUCAGAAAAUUAAAUAUUUACUAUAAAGAAGCAAAUCUGACUAUAGCCCUUUUUGAUAUGUUUAUUAAUAAUGAUUCUUAAUAGGGCUUAUUAUAAGGUCGAUAUGCACAGCAUCUUAGAAAAAUAUUGUUUAACCUGCAAACCCUUUUUAAAAAUAAUGCCUACUUGAUUUAUAUCUAUAAAAAAAAUGUCAGGUAAUUAUAUUUGGAAAACAUUUACUGCACUAAUCUUAAAUUGAAAAUUCAGUUGGAUAAAUAGUCUUACAAAAGACAGUGCUUUAUGUUAUAACUAUAGCUUUGGUCCCAUCUUUAAUUGAGAAGCAUUUAUCUGUAUAAAACAUAUUUUUGGAUAAAUAUAUAUAUAUAUAUUUGUAUCUCUACAGAAAGGCUCUAAAAAAUAUUUGAGUAAAACAUUUGGUUCCCUUUUCUAUAAUUAUCCUUAAAAAUUCUUAUAGCUAUAUUUGGUUUUUUGUUGUCUUCACAGUACCUAUACUGCUCCUUUUGGUGUUCACAUCUUCUCCAUUUCUCACUUUUGUCACCAGCUCAUGUUUGUGCCAUUUUUAGUAUAAAAGUUGCAGGCUUGUUAGGUCUGCAGUUUAAUAAGUUGCCAUGCUGCUAGAAAGUUGUGCUUUUCUAUUUCCAGCUGUUUACUUCCUGGAAAAAGUAGUAGCUCUCUGUAGCAUCAUGGAGUUUCAGUGGAACCAAAUUUUUGCCAUUAAAAACUGGCAUUAUAUUGAACUAUACAUUGAGAAAUCAAUCAAAAUAAAAUUUUUACUUUCACAAGCUGUAUCCUGGACGUUUUCUUUAUUAACAAGUUUUUAUGCUAUCUUAAGACAUAAUCUCAUUAAAAUGUACCAUGUUUAAAGAGUAUACUCUUGAUAGACAUUUAGAAUAGCCUUUCUCAAAAAAGUGUUCUGCAAAAAAAAAGGAUUAGUUUCAUAUAAUGUCUGAGAGCUAUUGAGGGGGGAAAAAUGGUUAAUAACCAAAU
Molecule: messenger RNA, 3097 nt
Organism: Odobenus rosmarus divergens (Pacific walrus)
Lineage: Eukaryota; Metazoa; Chordata; Mammalia; Carnivora; Odobenidae
Gene: TRAM1
Product: translocation associated membrane protein 1
Exons: 11
Coding region: 271-1395 (374 amino acids)
Biological process (GO): SRP-dependent cotranslational protein targeting to membrane, translocation; protein insertion into ER membrane
Cellular component (GO): endoplasmic reticulum membrane
Source: RefSeq, a predicted model, not a curated record